Messenger RNA from Ophidiomyces ophidiicola, 651 nucleotides. RefSeq names its product DnaJ sub C member 8 (gene spf31). The transcript has 3 exons. The coding region runs from base 1 to 651 and encodes 216 amino acids. Lineage: Eukaryota; Fungi; Ascomycota; Eurotiomycetes; Onygenales; Onygenaceae. The record is from RefSeq and is a predicted model, not a curated record.
AUGUCACUCAAUGAAGACUUGGAGGCACUUAAUUCUCUUGAGAAAGAGGCGUCGGAAUUUACAAAAGAUUCAGAAAUUGACCGCAUUAGAAACGCUUUCCAACUCGAUGCAUAUGCUGUUCUCGACCUCCAGCCUGGCAUCACAGAAUCUGACAUCAAGAUUCAGUACCGGAAAAAGUCGCUCCUAAUCCACCCCGACAAGACCUCCAAUCCCCUUGCGCCUGAUGCAUUCGACCGCCUCAACAAAGCGCAAACCCUCCUUCUUGACGAAAAAGCUCGCGCCAACCUAGACGAAUGCAUAUCCGACGCCCGGCGGCUUCUCAUACGUGAACAUAAAUACAAUCUAGAUUCCCCAGAGCUCAAAACGGAUGAGUUUAAAAAGGAGUGGCGUAAAAAGACUGUGGAAGUGCUUCUAGAAGAAGAGGCAAGGCGGCGGAGACAGCUGAAAGCAAAGUUACAGGAGGAAGGAAGAGAAAGAAGGAAAGAGGAGGAGGAGUUGGAAGCAAGGAAGCGAAAGAGGGAAGACGAGAAGGCGUGGGAAGAGACCAGAGACAGUAGGAUAGGGAGCUGGAGAGACUGGCAGAAAGGGCAGAAGGGCAAGGGUGAAAAGGAGCCAGGGAAGAAGAAAAAGAAAAUGAAAGUCCUUGGUUGA